CAAAUGACAUACCCAGAGCCUAUGGAGACAGAACCCUUGAUGUCUGAUAAGAAGUCUGAAUAUACAUUCACUGAACGUGAAGCAAAGGACCAAGAGUACGACAUUGACAUGAUGGGGAGACAGGAGACAGAUAGGGAAAGACAAGGUGAAGGUGCAAAGCCAGACUCCAAACAAGAAGUUAAAGAGGUGUGCACUGCUCCCGGGAAGACUAGUGCAGCAUCUGGGCUCCCAGGUUCUCUGGCUAACUACGUCCCAAUAGUUUCCUCCAAGCAGCAUCAGCAGUAUGAGCAGGAGUUUAGAGUAGAAUAUGAUGAAUAUCAGGGCUUGUAUGCCAAGAUGCUGACUUUAUCUAGAGUAUUUAUUAACCUAGAUUCAAAGAGGAAGCACCUUUCUCCAGACUCAAAAAAAUAUCAAGAUAUUAAUAAGAAAAUCUCUCUAGAAUAUCAGAAGAUGAAGCAGAUUAAUCCCAAUUAUUAUGCAGAAAAACAUAGAUGCCAGUAUCUUUAUAACAAGCUGGCUCACAUUAAAAGAUUAAUAAAUGAUUAUGACCAGCAGCAUAUAAAAUCAUAGCAAUGGAACAGAGCUAGUAUCAGAAUAAAUACAUAUAAUCUUAUUUAUUUAAAAUUCUGAAUUGCUUGCUCUAGGAUUCUAAAGGGAUAAAACCACUUUGUUGAAACAGUAGUACCAUUU
Messenger RNA from Lutra lutra (Eurasian river otter), 690 nucleotides. Its product is annotated as RNA polymerase II elongation factor ELL2-like. The record is from RefSeq and is a predicted model, not a curated record. Gene Ontology annotation, cellular component: transcription elongation factor complex. NCBI's taxonomy places the organism in Eukaryota, Metazoa, Chordata, Mammalia, Carnivora, Mustelidae. Gene Ontology annotation, biological process: positive regulation of transcription elongation by RNA polymerase II; snRNA transcription by RNA polymerase II. The transcript has 2 exons. The coding region runs from base 4 to 570 and encodes 188 amino acids. Gene Ontology annotation, molecular function: cis-regulatory region sequence-specific DNA binding.